Messenger RNA from Acanthosepion pharaonis, 1065 nucleotides. The record is from the annotation of a GenBank genome assembly. Lineage: Eukaryota; Metazoa; Mollusca; Cephalopoda; Sepiida; Sepiidae.
AUGCUCUCGAAUAACAGAGUUUGUGAUGUCGGGGAAGUUGAUGACGUGGCGUUAUUCACUUGCAAAGAUGGCGAAGGUUUAGUCCACCACCGACCGAAAGUGAUAUUCUUAGCAUAUGUUUCAUUCAUUCUACUCUCUUUUCCUUCAUUUUUGUUUAAAUUUCUUUCACUUUUUCUUUUUUUUCUUUCAUUACACUUUUAUUUUACCCUAUUUAUUUUUAUUCACAUUUUUUCUUUCAAUCGUCUUAUUUUCUUUACUUAUUUUUCAUUCACAUUUUCUUUCCUUUUUUCUUACGUUUCUUUCACUUCAUCCGUUUUUUCAUUCUUAUUUUUAAUAUUUUAUAUUCUUCCAUUCUCUUUCUUUCGAUUCUAUAACUCUUUUUUCUUUUUUUCACUCUUCUUUACUUUUACUUUUUCUUUUUCCUUUCACUCUUCUAUUUUGUUUAUAUUGACUCUCCUUUCAAUUAUUUCAAUUUUCUUUGUUUUUACCUUUAUCUCUGUUUUCUUUCUUUCUUCUUUAUUUUCUCUCAGUGUAUUUCAUUCUAACUUCUUUAUUACAUUUCACUUACUUUUUUUCGUUUCAUUCUUUUUUUUUAGACUUCUUCAAAUCUUUUUUGUCGAUUCUUUCAGUCUUGCUUGUGAUUACUUUUCUUUUUGCUCUUUCAGUCUUCUUCAUCUUUUGGAGACUUCUUCAUUCUUGUUAUUCAUUCUCUUUCUGCCAUUCUUUUUAUUAUCUUUCACUCAUCUUUCUUUUUUAGCACUAUACAUUUUUCUUUCACUUUCUUCAACUUUGUUUUUCUUUUUUCACUCUCUAUUUUUCGAUUCUUCGCCCUUAUUCUUUAUUUUCAUUUACUCUGUGUCCUGGUCUCUAUCUGUCUGUCUGUCUGUCUGUCUGACUCAUUGUAUCUAUCUAUCGAUCUAUCUAUCUAUUUUUAAUUAUAUCUAUGUAUUUCUCUGUCUCGGUCGCUCUCAGUCUAUCUAUCUAUCUAUCUAUCUAUCUAUCUAUCUAUCUAUCUAUCUCUUUGUCGGUCUCUCUAUUUAUCUGUCUGACUAUCUAUCUAGCUAG